Messenger RNA from Nymphaea colorata (pocket water lily), 795 nucleotides. RefSeq names its product ferredoxin-thioredoxin reductase catalytic chain, chloroplastic. Lineage: Eukaryota; Viridiplantae; Streptophyta; Magnoliopsida; Nymphaeales; Nymphaeaceae. The record is from RefSeq and is a predicted model, not a curated record. The transcript has 6 exons. Bases 167 to 631 code for a protein of 154 amino acids. Gene Ontology annotation, molecular function: oxidoreductase activity, acting on iron-sulfur proteins as donors.
CUAUCCUUGUCCGUAAGGAGGGAGAUUUUUUGCUUAUCAAGGGUUCUUCUCCUUGCCUGCAGAUACGAUGUGCGCACUCUCGUACACACAUUCUGUGAGUGGUGCAGCUGCCCCCUUCUACUGCAAGUCGUAGAUAGGGAGAGGGGGAGGGAGAAGCAGAGCGGGAAUGACGGUAGCAAUGAACGUCCGGUCUUUGGGGAGCAGCGUAGGCGCACCCCUAUUCACUGUGCCACCGCCAUCUACCCGUGGUUUCAGGAUACCUUCCAGGCGCAUCAGAAUCCGGGCAUCAGCUGAACCUUCAGACAAAUCCGUUGAGAUUAUGAGGAAGUUUUCAGAGCAGUAUGCUCGUCGCUCAGGAACAUACUUCUGUUCUGAUAAAACAGUGACUGCUGUUGUUAUAAAGGGAUUGGCUGAUCACAAAGAUUCAGUUGGAGCGCCCUUGUGCCCUUGCAGGCAUUAUGAUGAUAAGGCUGCUGAAGUUGGACAAGGAUUUUGGAAUUGUCCAUGUGUCCCCAUGAGAGAAAGAAAAGAGUGCCAUUGUAUGUUAUUCCUCACCCCUGAUAAUGACUUUGCUGGGAAAGAUCAGACUAUUUCUCUGGAAGAAAUUAAAGAAGCGGCAUCCAAAAUGUGACCUUUCAUUUUGCCAUGCCAUUCUCGCUACUUUUGUAUAGUCUGUACUAUUAUGGUUCUUUGUGUCAGUAUUUGAGGCCAAGGAAGUAAGAAUGCAGCCAUGUUACACAAGCCUACUAGACGUUUUAUGAGAUUUUUCUGGAUAUAAUCGAUUCUUUUGCAAUA